Molecule: messenger RNA, 1740 nt
Organism: Daphnia pulex (common water flea)
Lineage: Eukaryota; Metazoa; Arthropoda; Branchiopoda; Diplostraca; Daphniidae
Exons: 5
Coding region: 175-1623 (482 amino acids)
Molecular function (GO): sequence-specific DNA binding
Source: RefSeq, a predicted model, not a curated record
UCACAUCUGUUUUAUUUAGCCGAUUUAUCUGGCAACGCAGCAUGGCGCCAGUCUUUUUUAGCGCAAUAAUGUAAUGUCGAAUAUUUUUUGCUUCUGCAUCCCAACAGCAAGGCUCUACUGUUUUGACAAAAGUGUUUCUUCUGUGUUAAAAUUUUGUUUCUAUUAUUAACUGAAAUGAGAAUUUGUCAUGUUGCUAAGUGUGGACGUAAGACCAGUGAUGGUGUCAAAUUGUAUUCUUUGCCACAAAACAGUGUUCGUCGUCAGCUUUGGCUUGACAAGAUUAAACGUAGGGAAGCUAAUCGUAAUACCAAAAUCAAUAAUAUCAGUAUAUGCUCAAAGCAUUUCUAUGGAGGGAAACCUGCAAAAGCUAUCUACCCGAGGCAUCCAGAUUUUGUGCCAUCAUUGUUGUUAGGAGAUGAGCCACCAGAAUUAAUAGACUCUCCUCUUCUCUCUGUAAUUCAGGAUCAUUCUUUGCCGAUUGAUGAGCUUGAUCAACACAACAUUCCAAGUAAUUGCAAAGAGAGUUUACACACAACCAUAGAAUGUGAACUUCCCAGCGAUGAUGACCCAUCUGAGACUACAUUACAUCUAGAUUCAUUAUUAUGCCAUGAAAGUCUUUCACAGAGUGAUGAUUGUAAAGAUAUAGACUGGGUUCCUUCGCCGAUGAUAUAUGAUGUCGUUCCAGAAUAUUUUGUGGAAUGUAUUCUAAACGAUUCAGAAGAUCCACUUUCGUUACCUGAUGGAAGUGAUUUGCCCAAUCCAACUACAAGUGUUCCAGAAUCAAGCAUCAAUUUUUCUAGCCCAAGCCACACUUUUCUUCUUACAGUUGAUCGGCCUUUAACUCACCACAUCGUCGUUCAGGAUAAAAUUUCUAUACCCAAUAAACCCACACCAGUUUGGCUAAAUUUGAAUUGCUCUCUGAGCAAUAUGGUCACACCUACGGUGCCAAAUGAUCGAAUGGAGGUUAGUUCUUCUGCGUCUUGCAAGUUAUUAGACCACAGCUACGUACUGGUACCUCCAAGAUUACCUACUUCUCCAGGCGAGAGCGCUGCUGCGUCAUCUACAUCGCACAAUUCCCAAUCAGCUACAUCUCAGGAACCACAAGAAAAUGCUGCCCCAUAUGAAUCUGAUCACAAUUACGUUCUUCGUUCUUCUUCGACCCCUACUGUGAAUGAGGAGGAAAGUCUUCAUUUGGAUAUGGCAGGUUACCACAACUUCAUUGAAGGUGUCGCUACUCCUACAGCUGAAUGGACUUGGUCUUUCAACGAACGAAACAACAAUCUAGUGUGUUCUUGUCAUUUUUUUUCCCAUGACGGAGUGAUGACUAUCAAAUCUGUGAAGAUUAUCACCAUGAACAAAGUUGCGUUGUAUCUGAAUGCAAAACCAAUUACGCCUCAGGAUAUCCAAUUAGAGUUUCGAAGUAAAGCUGAAUUAGCCAAAAUUCUUGAAGAUUUCCAUCACCGAAAAAUAUGUCAAGGAAUCGUGGAUGAUUCGCUAGCAGAUGUCGAAGUGACGGAUAAAUGUGCUCGUAACAAGGAAGGCAAUUUGUGGCGCUCAAAAAUGCGCAUGGAAAUAGCUGGUUCCAAUUUAUGUUCAUCAUGCCGCCGUUUUAUAGAUUAUUAGAAGAUAACCAAGAAAUAACCAGACAACCAAGAAAUUGAAAAAUUCGAAAGAAGAUUACAAAUUGAAGCUGCGUUCCACCGAGCGAACGCUGAAAUGAGCAAUGUCUAGCAAGUUGAG